UCUCCUCCGCCCUUCCCCUGCCCUCCCGUUCCAUCAUAAUUCCCGGCAGCUUGCCCCCCUCGGUCAAUUUUAUUAUCAUAAUAUUAUACUGUCCCUGUCGCUGUUAUCAUACCUAGCCCGCAGCACUCUCUCUUCCGUCACCGCUUUUCCUUUCCAGAGCACAUUUAACAGAGCAGGAGACGGAGAGAACGACAUCAAGUUAUCCUCCACCAACCACACACAUUUUCCCACACACCUUCUCUCGACCUCCUAACUCUUUAAUAAUCCGGACCCUAGCUCUUUCGCGGGAAAAAGGGUAGCCUCGUUUGAUAAAGACGACGACACGAUCGAUAUACCGCGACGAGUACCUCGGGAGGUGAUUUCCAUAUAUUACAACCGCCAUGUCUGACAUACAAGACAGAAUCGCCGCUGCUAGAAGGGAGGCGGAAGGGCUGAAGGCGAAGAUAAAGAUAAAAAAGGAGGAAUUGGCAGAUGCGGAUUUGCGACAAGUCGCAAAGGAGACUCUUGAACCUCUACCACGCACUCAGAUGAAGGUACGGAAAACGCUCAAGGGUCAUUUGGCGAAGAUCUACGCUAUGCACUGGUCGACGGACCGGAGACAUCUGGUUUCAGCUUCGCAAGAUGGGAAGCUCAUUAUCUGGGAUGCAUAUACCACAAACAAGGUACAUGCUAUUCCGCUUCGCUCCUCAUGGGUUAUGACAUGUGCAUAUGCUCCGAGUGGUAAUUAUGUUGCUUGUGGUGGACUCGACAACAUUUGUUCUGUGUACAAUCUUUCCGCCAGGGAUGGUCCUACACGCGUUGCGCGCGAGCUUUCGGGUCACUCGGGCUAUUUAUCCUGCUGUAGAUUUAUCAAUGAUAGGAGGGUUCUCACUUCGUCGGGAGAUAUGACGUGUAUGCUGUGGGAUAUUGAUACGGGUGCCAAAAUUACCGAAUUUUCCGAUCAUCUCGGAGAUGUCAUGAGUCUCAGCAUCAAUCCGACAAAUCAGAACAUCUUUGUCUCUGGUGCUUGUGAUGCUUUCGCAAAGCUUUGGGACAUCCGCACUGGAAAGGCCGUUCAAACUUUUGCGGGGCACGAAUCGGAUAUCAAUGCUGUUCAGUUUUUCCCCGAUGGAAAUGCUUUUGGUACCGGUUCCGAUGACGCUACCUGUCGUUUAUUUGAUAUCCGUGCUGAUAGGGAGCUUAACACAUAUUCUUCCGAUCAAAUCCUUUGCGGAAUCACUUCAGUCGCAUUCUCUGUCUCUGGCCGUCUGCUCUUUGCUGGAUACGAUGACUUCGAAUGUAAAGUCUGGGAUGUGCUUCGUGGUGAACGUGUAGGGACUCUCACCGGGCAUGACAACCGUGUUAGUUGUCUUGGUGUUAGCAAUGACGGAAUUAGUUUGUGUACUGGGUCGUGGGAUUCAACUCUUAAGAUUUGGGCUUGGUAGUUGGCUCCAUAUUUGUGUGGUCGUCUCGAUAGUUUGGCUGUCACAGAUGCACAGAUGACAGAUAAGAAGGCCGGAUGGGGGAUCGUGCCGUUUAUGAGCCGAGUUAAUUUUUUCACUAUGCGGUUAGGUUCGCAUACUUCCAAAGCGUUACCAAACAUUCUGGAGAAUAAGGGGUUAGAUGGGUGGAGAAAAAAAUUACGCACAAUUUUUUUCUGCUUUUUCUUGCUUUUUUCUUUUUCCUUCCUCUCGAUGGUUAACUGUGGCAAAUUCGCAACCUCCUUCUCUCUUUCUUCUCUUUGCUUUAUUUUUUCACAUUUAUCUUCACUACCCUUGUAAGUUACCUUAUUUUACCUGCUUUUUUUCUUUCUCAAAUACCUCUUUGUUUGUCAGAAGUGCUGGUAUGGAAUGGCCUGAGAUGACUAUUUGCUAUUGAUAGUACCCCGAAUUUUUUUUUCGCUUCUUCUGCUCUCUGCGGCAGGCCGGGUUGGCUGUUUGAGUACCAGUAAUUCUUUUUAUCCUUCCUACUUACCACCUUUUUUCUUUCUUUAUUUCCUGCGAAUGU
Messenger RNA from Tuber melanosporum (Perigord truffle), 1986 nucleotides. RefSeq lists its product as uncharacterized. The record is from RefSeq and is a predicted model, not a curated record. The transcript has 6 exons. NCBI's taxonomy places the organism in Eukaryota, Fungi, Ascomycota, Pezizomycetes, Pezizales, Tuberaceae. The coding region runs from base 381 to 1424 and encodes 347 amino acids. Gene Ontology annotation, biological process: G protein-coupled receptor signaling pathway. Gene Ontology annotation, cellular component: cytoplasm; heterotrimeric G-protein complex. Gene Ontology annotation, molecular function: signaling receptor complex adaptor activity; protein binding.